Lycium ferocissimum is the source of this 1081-nucleotide messenger RNA. Its product is annotated as J domain-containing protein spf31-like. The coding region runs from base 58 to 828 and encodes 256 amino acids. The record is from RefSeq and is a predicted model, not a curated record. The transcript is spliced from 9 exons. Lineage: Eukaryota; Viridiplantae; Streptophyta; Magnoliopsida; Solanales; Solanaceae.
UCUAAACUGGAAAUUGCCUCAAAACAUUUUGCGAUCUUCAACUGGAGCUCGGUUUUAAUGGGAGACAAUAACAGCGAUACACCAUCGGCGGCCAAAAUCGCCGCUCAGGAAGAUGCACUACUCAAGCAAUUCUUCGCUGAAGUUAGUGAAGUUGAACGCAAUAACGAAGUUAACAGGAUCCUUUCAUGCUUCAAGUUGAAUCCGUUUGACUAUCUUAACUUGCGCUUUGAUUCAUCCAUAGAUGAAGUCAAAAAGCAGUAUCGCAAGUUAUCUUUGCUUGUUCAUCCUGACAAGUGCAAGCAUCCACAAGCGAAGGAGGCAUUUGGCGCAUUAGCAAAAGCCCAGCAGUUAUUACUCAACCCGCAGGAGAGGGAUUAUAUUCUGAACCAGGCUAAUGCAGCAAAAGAAGAGCUGAGAGCAAAGCGGAAGAAGGAGCUUAAGAAAGAUACUGCUAGUAAACUGAAAUCAAUGGUUACUGAGGGAAAAUUUGACGAAGAGUAUGAGCAAUCAGAAGAAUUCCAGCAUCAGCUGAAGUUGAAGGUUAAAGAAAUAUUGACGGACCAAGAAUGGAGGAGGAGAAAAAUGGCAAUGAGGAUAUCAGAAGAGGAAGGUCGCUUGAAGAAAGAUGAGGAAGAAACAAAAGAGAUGUGGAAAAGAAAGCGAGAGCAUGAGGAGCAGUGGGAAGGAACUAGAGAAAAGAGGGUGUCCAGUUGGAGAGACUUCAUGAAGGGAGGAAAGAAGGUGAAGAAAGGAGAAAUCCGGCCUCCAAAGUUGAAAACAGAAGACCCCAAUAAAUCUUACGUUCAAAGACCUGUGAAACGAGGUUAAACACAUGUACUCAAUUAGUUCUGGUACAACGAUAUUUACAGCUUGAACUUAAGCUAUCGUGGAGUAUAAGCUUCACACUUGUAUCAAUUUGUAUCUGUAGCAAACUUAAUCAUUCUGCAACAAAAUUUAUGUUGCACCCUAUUUAGAUGUAUAUUAAGUUAGACAUGGACAGAGAAGGCGAGCCCUCGUUAUUCUUUUCUGCAACAUAUUGGCUCCAUGGAUGUUGCAUUUGACAUAAAUUUCUGUCUAUGGG